This is a messenger RNA of Oppia nitens, 1256 nucleotides long. RefSeq names its product prostatic acid phosphatase-like. The coding region runs from base 30 to 1256 and encodes 408 amino acids. Lineage: Eukaryota; Metazoa; Arthropoda; Arachnida; Sarcoptiformes; Oppiidae. Gene Ontology annotation, molecular function: phosphatase activity. Gene Ontology annotation, biological process: dephosphorylation. The transcript is spliced from 3 exons. The record is from RefSeq and is a predicted model, not a curated record.
UCUUAUAUGUGAUAACAAUAGUUUGUUUAAUGACAGAUAGUUUAACCUUAUUUUAUAGAAGUACUGAAGAUAUGUCUACAUUAAGAUUAGUUCAAUUAGUUCACAGACACGGAGAUAGAAAUCCGUUAGAAUUUUCGCCAAACGAUCCGUUUAAAGGACAGCACUUCUGGAAGGAAGGAAUCGGUGGACUGACAGCAAAAGGUAAACAACGGAUGUAUAGAUUGGGAAAAUUCAUACGAAAACGUUAUCAUAGAUUCUUAGGCCAUAGUUAUUCCCCACGCGAUGUCUAUGUCCGCAGUUCUAUAAGCGAAAGGUGUGUCGAGAGUGUCCAGUGUUUAAUGUCAGGCGUUUAUCCACCAAAAUCAUCGAUUUUAAAGUGGAGUAAUGGAUCAAAGUCUCAAUUAGGAAAUAUAUGGCAACCAAUUCCAGUGCAAACAUUUAUACCAAAAUCAGAAGACAUUGUUCUCAAUAGAGACAAAAGAUGUCCAAUCGUUGAAAGAGAGUUACAAAGAAUAUAUAAUUCACUAAAAGUGCAGAAAUUUGUUGAAUCGAUGAAUGAUUUCUAUGAGUAUUUGAGUCCAAUUGUUGGCCACAAAAUUGAUUGCAUAAAAAAGGCUAAAACACUUCAUUCAACACUUGAUAUUGAAAUCAAUUCUGGUUUUUAUUGGACUCAUAUCUGGACUAAAGGUGAAGAACAACGCGUUGUUAGACAACUCUAUGAAAGCCAUUUGAUGUCAUACAGACUCGUUGGCGACAGUCCUCUCAUAUUGAGGUUAAGAGCCGGCGGUCUAAUCAAAGAAUUAAUGAAAAAUAUACUUAAAUUGAUUGGCAAUCAACUGAUUGUCAAAAAAUUCAGUUCAAUUACUCAACAAAUUAGCAACAAUUAUAUGACAACUAUUAGUACUUUUUCUUUUAAAAGUACUGUAAAACAUAUCAAUAAUCAAACAGAUAUUAUUAAUAAUACUUUAAACACGACUUCAUCAAUAAGUACAACCAAUAGACCAUUAAUAACACCAUCGAUGACUAAACCAAAAAGUCCAUCAAAUAGUUCAUCUAUAAGUCCGUCAAUAAGUUCAUCGACAUUAAGAUCAUUGAAUGAGACAGUUCAUCGAAAAUCAACUAAAACCUGGAUAAUAGUUAUAGCAAUUACUUUGACGGCUAAAAACGGAACCGAAGAGAGUUUAUUGAAAGAAGAAAUGAAGUCCAAAACAGGUUUAGUGAUUACAAACGGUGAUUGCUGUAAAACUGUAUUAUAA